Pocillopora verrucosa is the source of this 2799-nucleotide messenger RNA. RefSeq names its product myosin light chain kinase, smooth muscle. Gene Ontology annotation, biological process: protein phosphorylation; positive regulation of apoptotic process; intracellular signal transduction. Gene Ontology annotation, molecular function: ATP binding; protein serine/threonine kinase activity. The record is from RefSeq and is a predicted model, not a curated record. Lineage: Eukaryota; Metazoa; Cnidaria; Anthozoa; Scleractinia; Pocilloporidae. Gene Ontology annotation, cellular component: nucleus.
GGAAAAUCCCUUGGUGAGGCUGAGGAAGCUGAUUAACCGCGUGCACGGUCGAAGGAACCUAUAGAGAUAAAUUCAGACUUCUUGUCAAGUGAAGUUUAGGAGAGAGAUUUCGUUACACAAGCGUGAAUCAGCGAAGCGUGUACAAGAUGGAGAGGAAACGAAAAAACAGAACAGUUGCAGAUAUGAAUGCCAUAAACAUGAAAACAGCAGAAGAAAAACCCAAACAGGAAGACGAAGAGGACGAGGAAGAGGAAUUCGUCAAAUAUGGUGCAGUGGAUGAGUUUUACGAUUUGGAGAAAGAAAUCGGCAAAGGUGCCUAUGGAACAGUGAAGAGGUGUACUCAUAAGACCAAAAGAAACAAUUAUGCGGCUAAAAUAAUCAAGACAGCGAAUAGCACCGUCAGGAAGACCGUGUUGCGAGAGAUUGAAGUGAUGCGAGCCCUUGGAACACAUAACAAACUUGUUGAACUUGUAGAUGCUUACCAGACUCCAUUUGAAAUCGUGAUGGUCCUUGAGCUCGUGGAAGGAGGUGAAUUGUUUGAGCGAAUCGUUGCUGAAGAGUAUCUGAUGGAGGAAGAUGCCGUGGACUAUGUCAAGCAAAUCCUUGAAGCUUUACAGUUCAUGCAUGAAAGGCAUGUUGUUCAUCUGGAUCUAAAGCCAGAGAAUAUUCUGUGUGUGAGUAUGCAUUCAAAUGACAUCAAGCUGGUUGACUUCGGACUCGCCAGGAGUCUAGAUUCCGAAGAAGAAGUUAAAUCUUCCUUUGGUACUCCGGACUUUGUUGCUCCAGAAGUAAUACGGAUGAAGCCAGUGUCAACUGCUAGUGAUUUGUGGAGUCUGGGUGUUGUGACUUAUGUCCUAUUAAGUGGCUUGAUGCCAUUUUCUGGAGACGACGACCAUCAGACUCUUGUGAAAGUAGCUAAGGCUGAUUGGGAUUUUGAUGACGAAUGUUUUGAUGAUUUGUCCCACGAUGCAAUGGAAUUUAUUGAGGGUCUCCUUGUUAAGGAACCAAGCGAGAGGUUAACAAUAGAAGAAUGUUUCCAGCACCCGUGGAUAAAGGAUACCCAUGACACAGGAACAAAGAUAAACACACAAAACCACAAGGCGUUCAUGGCAAAGAGAAGAUGGAAGAAAUCCGUAAAUGCGCUUUUGGCUGUUCGUCGCAUGUCUUUGUCUCCCUUAUUCGGCUCCAAAAGAAGACGCUCCAUGGAUCCCAGCAUAUUAUCUGCGGCUUCUGAGAGCGAGGAAGACCAGCAUAAUGAAGCGGACAGAAAAGUUUCCGCGCCAAUUGAUCCGUCAGGACUAACUCUCCCAAACCGUCGCGUUGGGGAGACGCGCAACUCUUGUUUUAAUCUGGAUAUGGCAACCAUAAAAGCCUUGCAGGAAAAAGCUGUCAAGGCCACUGGAAAGGCAUCGCAGUCGGACGAAAAUGACAAUGAGGACGGUGAAAGUGGUACUGUUGAAAGUAUAGAAAGCUUAGAAUUGAGUGCGACUUGUUCGGAAGAACAGGAGAAUGAAGGAAACACAGUAGAAAGAGACAAUAGUGUUAAUGAGGAGAUUUCAACUUUGCCAAGACGUAGAGCACACACUUUUUGUGGAGCCACCUUCAAGGCGAAGCCUGCAGCUGCUUCUCGCGAGAGGAAAAUUUCGCAGAUAUCAAUUAACGUAGGGAAUUCGUCUAAAAAUGACUUCAAGCCGGUUUCUUUUACUUUCAAUACAGAGGACAUGAAAAGGAAUGAAAGGGUUAUUUUGGAAUCCGCUGCUAUUUUAAACGCGCGGCCGAAAGUACAGGCGUUCCAACAAGAUUCCACCACGAAUGAUGGAAGCGUAAAAGCCGGAAAUUCGAUGGACGUGUCAGUUUUAACCACGCCUGGAGGUCAAUUUGACAAAAGUAGUCUAAAACCACAAACAAUAACUUUAGAAAUGGAUAAUUCAAUUCUAACCGAAGGGCUUACGGAACCGCCCGACAACAAAGCUGACGAACUACCGACGAUUUGCGUCAACGACGAACUUUACGUAUCCGAUCCUCCUCCAAUUAAAUUGGCUUUGAAUAACAAUAUCGAAAAAAAGGACCAAGAAAGACGGGCCUCGACGCCUCCUCCUUCCCUUAAAACUAAUUCUGUCGUAAGUAUUGCAAAUGUAGAUAAAAUUGCUGAUAGCGUCCAGGCCAUCACGGUCCAGCUUGGAAAUUUGAAUGGGUUGCAAUUGAACUCGAAAGAGGUCACGUGUAGUGUACGACGAGCGUCGACUGGGUCAGCUCCUUGCUAAUGGAGCAAAUACACAAUGUGAAUUAAUUAACGGUAGUCAUAACUAUUACAAAAUUAAUGACAAACUUGUAUAAAUUAUAAUGACUGUCCCUAUACAUUCAAGCUUCGUCCAUAAGACGACGGAUAACUGUAAAAACGCAACUUCUUUUCCAUAGUAAGGCCCUGCUGGUGGGGAAGGGGGGGAACGUCUCCUUGGGGGGACUAGCCCUACUGUCUCGCUAAUCCGCAUAAACUGUCUUAUCGGAAAUGGAUUCCUGCAAAGAUGUUUGCUUUGUUUUUCCUUUUUUAUGGCGAUAUUUAAACCUCACUAUGCAUGUCUGUUUCUGCCGCCAGGGAUCAUUGUAGUAUGGAAGGACUAUAUAUAAUCUGUUUUCCUGAGUGGACGGACUCCGUUUCAAUUUCUCUCCGGCGCUUGUAUUUAAGAGAAAAUUAACCAAAGGCGGAAAAAUUCAAACCGAGACAAACACAAGUCUUGAAAAAGAAAAUCCAUCAGGGUAAACUGACUUUCUAGAAAAGUGAGUAUAAUAAAGUAGAAG